Triticum dicoccoides is the source of this 1710-nucleotide messenger RNA. RefSeq lists its product as uncharacterized. NCBI's taxonomy places the organism in Eukaryota, Viridiplantae, Streptophyta, Magnoliopsida, Poales, Poaceae. The record is from RefSeq and is a predicted model, not a curated record. Gene Ontology annotation, molecular function: protein binding. The coding region runs from base 143 to 1528 and encodes 461 amino acids. The transcript is spliced from 4 exons.
CUCCCUGGUGUCCUCACCUCUCCCCGGCGUCCUCACCUCUCCCCGGCUUCCUCACCUCUCCCCGACUUCCUCACCUCUGGCUUAUUUCGUCCCUCCACCCCUCUCAUUGGAGGGGGAACGGUGGUGUUUUGCAAAAGCUCCGAUGGAGUUCAGAUCUAGGUGUCGCCUGGGUUUCCUAGAUCCAGAUUGCAUCAGCACCCUUCCCGAUGAUCUACUCCUCCUCAUCCUUGCCAAGCUCCCCUGCAUCGGAGUUGCGGCGCGCACAAGCAUCCUCUCACGGCGAUGGCGCGGCCUCUGGGCCAGUCUCCGCCAAAUCAUCUUUCGCGAGGUCGUGUUCGACUCAAUCGAACCAGCACUCGGCCAGAUCUCUUUUCCUCCUGCAGUUUCCCUGUUGGAAAUCCAUGCCCCCCAGCAGGACAUAGCGAGCACCGCACAAGUCAACUCGUUGUUGUCCGUCGCCGCGGAACUUGAGCCGAAGGAGUUCGUUGCUUCCUUCCCCUCAAGCUUUGGCCUAUUAGGAAGGUCCAUCAUCAUUGAUUUGCCUUGCUUCCGCCACACCACCUACAUCAUGCUGGACCAUGUAUACAUUCGCUCUGUGCCAGUCGACGUCGAGUUUCCUGUGCUCGAGACGUUGUCCCUACUGCACUGCAAUGGCAACCUCGAUGCCUUGCUCUCAUGCUGCCCGCGCUUGGGCACCCUCCUCCUCAGCGGCAUUUUAUUUGAGACGUGUGAUCUAAGGGUGAAUUCACCGUCGCUACAGGAGCUUAUUGUGAACCCAUUCUCGACAGAACAUGUCAACAUUGUAGCCCCCAUGCUUAAGAAAUUGGAGAUUCUCCUUACAGUGAUGUUGGAGGUCAACAUUUCGGUCUUGGCACCAAUUAUGGAGAAUGUCUGGUGGUACUGCUGCUACACAGAGGAAUCUAUUGUGUUUGGUCCUUGGUAUCUCGAGUUGUUGGGGUUGCAGGCGACAGAUAGACAAGGACAACUCCCUUUGUUGCAUAUUCGUGCAAGUGUAGACUCGUCACUUUUCCCCUAUGAGCCCAACUUUGCACAGGAGAUAGAGAAGCAUAUGGUUGAUGACUUCUCUCUUUUGGAGCUAGAUCUCAAAACAGAUGGACAUGUUUUUGGAGCACUCGUGUUUUAUCUCCUUCAGAUUGAUCAAAUUUCUAGUUCACUUCGGAAGCUUAAGAUCAUCCUAUUAAGAUCAGUGGUAAAAGAAGAAUGCCCAACGGAUUGUCCCUGUGAGUCCACAAACUGGAGGUCCCAAGCUAUCUCCUUGACUGCUCUUGAAGAAGUGGAAAUCAAUGGAUUUGAAGGAGUGGAUCAUGAGUUUGAUUUACUGAGAAAACUACUUGUAUUCGCACCAAAGAUUAAAAAAAUUAUUGUGAGGCUCACACAGGAGGUCUCAUCAAGUAACAGUAGACGCACUAAAAUAUACAACGUCUUCGAGACCUAUGGUUCAUCAGAAUGCUUUGUCUAUCUUAGCUCUGGUUUAAUAGACGACAUCCAAAAUCAACCAUCGACAUGAUUAUCAUCCUCUUGCAUAUGUUGUUUCUCGUUGCGCAUCGACAAGAUCGCCCUUUCCAUGCCAAUUAACUCCAUUCAACAUGUUGUUUUGCCAGUGUAUUGUACAAAUGUUGCUAGUUAAAUCCUGAAUGGUUAUGAUGCAAUUCAAUCACUUAAGUUAAUAUGUCAACUUAUGCCAGUCAA